Messenger RNA from Medicago truncatula (barrel medic), 1770 nucleotides. The record is from RefSeq and is a predicted model, not a curated record. Lineage: Eukaryota; Viridiplantae; Streptophyta; Magnoliopsida; Fabales; Fabaceae.
CUAAUGAAUGCUUAUAUGUGUCGUUGUGUGAGUGAGUAUUGUAUAUGAGAUGAGAGACUCUUCUUCUUUCAUUUCUUGACUCGUAUACAUAAUAAUAAUAAAUACCAUAAAGAAUAAAGAAAAAAAGAGAGAGAUCAGCGUCAUGAGGAUGGAGAUGAAGGGUGGAACUACUACUACUACUCAAGCUGUGGUGAAUAGUAAUGGUAACUUUGUGGAAGAAGAAGAAGAAGAAGCUGUCUCAAGCUUUAAAUUUUCAUACCUUCUUGCUUCCAAGGAUCGUGAUUUUCUCCUAUCAUCAACUGGAACUCAGGUUAAAAUAUCAGAACUUGAAGGAAAAGUAGUAGGUCUAUUAUUCGCUGCCAACUGGUACCCACCAUGUCGUGGAUUCACUCAAUUGCUCAUUGGAAUCUACGAGCAACUCAAAAGCAAUAUCCCACAAUUUGAGAUAGUGUAUGUAUCCUCCGACGAAGACUUAGAUGCCUUUAAUGGUUUCUAUGGAAACAUGCCUUGGCUAGCAAUUCCUUUUUCUGAUUUGGAAACAAAGAAAGCAUUGAACAGAAAGUAUGACGUGGAAGGUAUUCCAUGUUUGGUUAUGUUGCAACCUGAUCAUAGUAAAGGAGAAGCGACAUUACGUGAUGGUGUUGAACUUAUUUAUCGAUAUGGUGUUCAAGCUUAUCCUUUUAGUAAAGAGAGGUUGGAGCAAUUGCAUGUGGCUGAAAGAGAAAAGCUUGAAAAUCAAACACUUGCUAAUUUAUUGGCUAAUAAUCAUAGGGAUUAUGUUUUGAGUCACACGGGUACUGGAUUACUCACACAGGUACCAGUUGCUUCUUUAGUUGGUAAAACUAUUGGACUAUACUUCUCAGCUGGAUGGUGUGUCCCAUGCACCAAAUUCACUCCCAAAUUGAUUAACGUUUAUCAGAUAAUCAAGCAAGAGCUAGCUGAAAAACAAGACCCCCAUGAAGAUUUUGAAAUUGUGCUUGUUUCCAACGACCGCGACCAAGAAUCUUUCGACUCAUACUAUAAUAUCAUGCCUUGGUUAGCACUACCUUUUGGUGACCCAGAGAUAAAGAACCUUGCAAGACACUUUGAUGUACAAGGGAUACCUUGUUUGGUAAUUAUAGGUCCUGAUGGUAAAACAAUAACAAUACAUGGAAGAAACUUAAUAAAUUUGUACCAAGAAAAUGCUUACCCUUUCACUGCUUCAAAAGUGGAGCAGCUAGAGAAACAACUUGAAGAAGAGGCUAAGGAUCUUCCAAAUUUGGUGCAUCAUGAAGGGCACCAUCAUGGACUUAAUUUAGUGUCUGAUGGAAAUGGGGGAGGGCCCUUCAUUUGUUGUGUCUGUGAUGAACAAGGGUCUAAUUGGGCCUAUCAAUGUCUUCAAUGUGGCUAUGAAGUGCAUCCAAAGUGUGUCACAACUGUGCAUGGAUCGUGACAAAUUAAAAGUCCCUGGCUGCAUGCUUCUAUGUAUAUGAAGCUGAUUUAAAGAAUCAAGUUCCUUCUAUACACACCAAUUAUAAUCGUGUGUGUCUUGAAUGUGCUACAGUGUUAGAUUAGGUGGUUACAUACAUAUCCUAAUCUAGAUAAGCGAUUGAAAUUCCCUUCACAUUCAAUUAGGUGGCUUUCUAUAUUUGUUGCUGUUGUAUGUAUGACUAAAAGAAAAAGUGUGUGAGAAAUUAAAGGUAAAGGAGACUGAGAAAUGACAUGCGAGCUCUCCAUUAUUCUACUCUAAUUCUAAUGAAUGAAAACUUGAUGAACCUAUUCUAAAUUUAA